Messenger RNA from Trichophyton rubrum CBS 118892, 393 nucleotides. RefSeq lists its product as uncharacterized. The transcript is spliced from 2 exons. Bases 1 to 393 code for a protein of 130 amino acids. NCBI's taxonomy places the organism in Eukaryota, Fungi, Ascomycota, Eurotiomycetes, Onygenales, Arthrodermataceae. The record is from RefSeq and is a predicted model, not a curated record.
AUGGAGAAGGGCGCAGGCAGCAGCAGGAAGAAGCAUGAGUUAAGGGAGCCCAAGGGGACUGUCGACACUGUCUUACCUGACACAGACCUCAGCCGGCGAGGGUUGGCGAGGUCAUCGAACCAACUCUUGCGAGCAGAGGAUGGCGAUGGCGAUGAAGAGUGGAGAGAGAGGACAGCGAGAGAGGAGAGUGUUGACCUUGAUGUCGAUGUUGAUGUCGAUGUUGAUGUUGUUGUUGAUGUUGUUGUUGAUGAAGUUGACGUUGAUGAAGUGAAGUCGAGGAGGACGGGUAGCUGUGCCGUGGGAGAAAAGAGAGGGACUCCAAGGGUACCUAAACUCGCUCGGGGCGAAACUGCACGCAUCAUUCCACCUGCAAGACAUCCACCUAUGGAGUAA